AUGAGGAGCAUGAUCAACUCUACACAGGUUUCAUAUUUCACACUUGGUGCCUACUUUGACACUGGAGUUUUUAAAUACUUACUUUUUAUGGUCACUUUGUCUUUAUAUAUGUUAAUUAUUUGUGCCAAUGUUUUGCUCAUUGUGGUUAUCUGUAUGAACAGAAGCUUACAUGAACCUAUGUACCUUUUUCUGUGCAGCCUGUUCGUAAAUGAACUGUAUGGUAGUACAGGGUUGUUUCCAUUCCUUCUGGUUCAGAUCCUCUCUGACAUUCACACUGUUUCUGCUCCCCUUUGUUUCCUGCAAAAUUUCGUUUUAUACUCUUAUGGUGGUGUUGAAUAUUUAAACUUAGCCAUCAUGUCUUAUGACAGAUACCUCGCUAUCUGUUGUCCUCUGCAAUAUAACACACGUAUGACAUUUAACAAAAUUGCCAUUCUUAUUGCUGUAACAUGGUUAUGCCCUAUGUUACUGUGUUUUGUGAUGACAUCCUUGACUAACUCCUUACAGCUGUGUGGGACCAUUAUUAAGAAAGUGUACUGUGAUAACUACUUUAUUGUCAAACUGGCAUGUUCCGAUACAACAAUCAAUAACAUCUACGGACUCUUUGUUACUUCGCUCUCAGUCUUUUGUCCUCUAAUUCUAAUUAUUUUCACUUACAUUAAGAUUUUAAAAAUAUGUUUUUCUGGUUCUAAACAGACCAGAAAAAAAGCUGCCAGUACCUGCACACCUCACCUUAUCGCUCUGCUGAACUUUUCAUGUGGAGGUGGUUUUGAAAUAGUACAAAGCAGGUUUAAUAUGAACAAUCUACCCAAUAUUCUGCGAAUCUUUUUGUCGUUAUACUGGCUCACAUGCCAGCCACUUUUCAAUCCUUUACUGUACGGCCUGAAUAUGUCCAAAAUCCGCAUUGUAUGUAAAAGUCUUGUCUUUGCUUAA
This is a messenger RNA of Thunnus maccoyii (southern bluefin tuna), 930 nucleotides long. Its product is annotated as olfactory receptor 49-like. Gene Ontology annotation, biological process: G protein-coupled receptor signaling pathway. The transcript has a single exon. Gene Ontology annotation, cellular component: membrane. The record is from RefSeq and is a predicted model, not a curated record. Lineage: Eukaryota; Metazoa; Chordata; Actinopteri; Scombriformes; Scombridae. Bases 1 to 930 code for a protein of 309 amino acids. Gene Ontology annotation, molecular function: G protein-coupled receptor activity; olfactory receptor activity.